UGUCCCUAAAAUUUCAGGCCUUGUACCUAUACUGCCACUAUUACUACUUUUCUACCUGUAAUAAUGAUCACCUUUAUAGUAAGAGGAUGAUUGUUGAAUUACCUUCAGUUAUAUUAUCUGACGAAUUUCUCCACAUUUACAGACUACAAAAGUAUGUUUAAUUUACAUGUCAUAUAAAACCCCCACACACACAUCCGUAUAUAUUCACACGUCAUUCUCAAGUGUACUUAUACGCACACACCCUCCCGUAUCCAUAUACGCUGGGACGUCUGAAAUGUUUGUUUAUGUACCAGAUCUACAAUACACUUGGCUUACAGUAUGAAUAAGUAUUCUGCCUGUUGGUCCGUUAAAUAGUCAUACACCUGUGACACGUUUCUUUACGAUAUGUAUUAUAGGAGUAAGCAGUGUUGUACGACUCGGUAGUUGAACCUUAACUGAAUACUUCUUUGGGGGAAUUCAUCCGAAUGUUUUAUUUUUACUGGGAAUCGACCCGUGGCGACUUAAUGAAGCCCUCGUGUCUAUAGUGAAGGACAGACACUCAACUAAAUUUUCCCAACUAUAAAUAACGUUGUUAGGAUGGAAAACAACAGACUACGGUUUGAUCAUAAGUGAGGGUGAAUAGUAGCGGCAAACACCAAUCCUUCACCAACAAUUUGUGUAGAGAUUUACAUAAAGGAUAAGAAGAAAGAAAUGGAGAAGAAAAAAACAGCGAAAUGCGAUGAAAGUAUACAUAUGAUGCAAAGUAUGUGUGGUGACCGCAAUAAAAAAUUAAGGUAACUCCGGCGGGAUUUGAUUUCGGAGCAUAAAAAAGAACGAGGCGCUUAUUUAGCCUGCCACAACCGGUUUUUGCAAAUUUACAAGCCUCUACAUGCUAGCGACAAAGAAUAUUGAAGCGAGAUAUACCUCAAUUCUCAUGAAAGGACAGGUGAAAAUGAGUUAAGCGUCAAUAUGUGGAUGUAAGAAUUUGAGGGUUAAGUCACCAGGUUGAGACAAAAAUCUCUACAUAAGUUGCAACUGUUGAAAUGUCAGGUAAUAUCUUCGAACAAAAGAACCAAAGAAAUAGAAACGUGUAAAGUUAAACAAGAUGCAUUAGGAUAAACGUAUGUACAUAGGAACAGAUAAAACACGAAGACAUAUCACUUGGGAGUAACGGAUAAGGAGGCGAAGAAAUGCAGGAAAAUGGGGACCAAACUAGAUUGGCAAAGGUGGAUGGAAAUGAUGAUGUACCUGUUGAUAAUUCAUUUGUUCAAUCACAGGAUGUUCCUAUGUCACAAGAUGGAAUUUCUGCACCAAGAACAAAUGAAGAAUAUGAAAUGACAGAUGAUUCUGUGAUAUCAAAGACCAGUGCUAAGACAUCUUCACCAUUCUGGAGGAAACUAUUUUUAUUUUUCACUGCUAGUACAGCAGCUUUGGGAGGUAUAUUAUUUGGUUAUGACAUAGGAGUAAUAUCUGGGGCAUUGCUACAGUUAAGAAGAGAUUUCCAGCUGUCAUGUGACCAGCAAUCUAUUGUGGUUAGUUUCCUGUUGCUAGGUGCAAUUAUUGGUGCCUUAGUAUCAGGUUUCCUUGUCGACUUGUUAGGAAGAUGGAUUACCAUUGUUCUAAAUGGUUUCCUUUUCAUCUUGGGCUCCCUAACUAUUGCCCUUGCUCAAUCAUUUACUAUUUUGGUCAUUGGCCGUUUGGUUCUAGGAUUUGCCAUAUCAGUUUCUUCUGUAGCAGAAUGUGUAUAUAUCUCGGAGAUAUCACCUGCAAGACAAAAUGACUACCUGAGAUACAUGUUUGGUCUGUCAUCGGUUCUUGCUGUUUUGCAAAUCUUGAUGAUGCUUUUUCUACCUCAAAGUCCCAGAUAUUUGGUAUUAAAAGGGAAAGAAGUUCAGUUGCAGAUGUCCAGCUGGAAAGACCUGUUCAGGUCAACAGGAAACCUCAGGAAAUUGUUCCUUUUAGGAUUUGGUUUGGUUACUUUUCAGCAGUUUACUGGCCAGCCCAACAUGCUGUAUUAUGCACCAAUUGUGUUCCGAGCGGUUGGCUUCCCGUCCGAUUCUGCAGCAAUACUGGCCACCCUUGGUCUUGGAACUGUCAAGGUUUCCGUAGCAAUUGUUGCCCUGCUUUGUGUUGACCACUGGGGCCGAAGAAUUUUACUCAUGAUUGGUGUUGGCACAAUGACUAUUAGUUUAAUUAUACUGAGCAUUGGCUCGAGACUGCAGAACAAUCUGUCCAGCUUUGAGGUGUGUCGGAAUUGGCAUGAUGCCAAAAUUGCACACAAUUUCCCAUCCUUCAACUCUGACUUUAAUUCCUCAAGCAAUGGAAGUUUCAUCCAUUACACAAUGACAAAAAGAGAAUUGAUACCAUCUUCGGUAUCACAUAUUGUCACUUCAGUAAAAUUCCUCUGUGAUACUAGCAUAACCCGCAAGAAAAGGAAUGAGAAUACUUCUCGCUACAACAACAUCAGCAUCAUUAUGAACCAAAGUCUUAUUCAUACUGGAUUCUAUAAUCAGACCAUUUCCAAGAAUACCAGCCGAGACAAAGAAGAAUCUACAGAAUCUCAGAGUGUGCACAUCAUACAUGUGAUGACAUUGUUAGCUCUGAUGGCUUAUGUUGGAGCAUAUGGCAUUAGUUUUGGACCAAGUAUGUACUGUAGAAUUUCUAUGUCUAUACAACUUUCUCUUUUCUUUACAGACCUCAUCACAUUACCAUGGACAUUUCUCUUAUUUGCUGUUAUCUCAUCCAUUGCAUUUAUAUUCAUCUUCUACUGUGUCCCAGAGACCAAAAACAAAACUCUAGAGCAGAUUGCUCGUGAACUAUCAACGAUACGACCACCCAACAAACCACAUCUGUGGCAAAGAUGCUGCUUCCGUUUCACCAGACAUUGUCCAUCUGCUAGCUCCUACACAAGAGUAUCUGUUGAUGAACAACAUAGUCCUACUCUUCGACCAAUGGACCGUGACAUUAUUUGAUUCAUUCAACGCUUUUGUCUUUCAACCAUGACAGCUAUAGUAUUUUAUUAAUAAAACAAACUGUAAUGAA
Octopus bimaculoides (California two-spot octopus) is the source of this 3021-nucleotide messenger RNA. Its product is annotated as solute carrier family 2, facilitated glucose transporter member 10. Gene Ontology annotation, biological process: D-glucose transmembrane transport. NCBI's taxonomy places the organism in Eukaryota, Metazoa, Mollusca, Cephalopoda, Octopoda, Octopodidae. The record is from RefSeq and is a predicted model, not a curated record. Gene Ontology annotation, molecular function: D-glucose transmembrane transporter activity. Gene Ontology annotation, cellular component: membrane.